AUGAAUGGUUUAAAAAAAGACACUGACGCCCAAAAUAUAGAAUCUGCAGCAAGAAUACCGGAAGGGGCAGAACCUUUACAACCAACAGAGGAAACUGCUUUAAAAAUGGAAUGUGCAGAAACAAAUCAGGAAGAAGUGGAGCCUUUAAAAACACCAGAAGACACUGGCUCCCAAAAUAUAGAAUCUGCAGUAAAAGUAUUGGAAGAAGCAGUACCAUUACAACCAACAGAAGACACUGGCACCCAAGGAUUAGAAUCUCCAGUAGGAAUGUCAGAAGGGGUAGUUGCUUUACAACGUAAAGGAGACACUGUUGCUUUAGAAACAGAAUCUGCAGAAGAAUUACUGGAGGAAGGAGAACCUCUACUAACAACAGAAGACAAAGUCGCCCAAGAUAUAGAAUCUUCAACAGAAAUACCGGAAGGGGAAAAUCCAGAACAACCAACAGAAGACACUUUGGCUGUUUCUGAAUAUGCAGAACAAUUACUAGAGGAAGCAGAACCUCCACAUACAACAGAAAACACUGACGCCCAAAAUAUAGAAUCUGAAGCAAGAAUACGGGAAGGGGCAGAACCUUUACAACCAACAGAGGAAACUGCUUUAAAAAUGGAAUGUGCAGAAACAAAUCAGGAAGUAGUGGAGCCUUUAAAAACACCAGAAGACAGUGGCUCGCUAAAUAUAGAAUCUGAAGUAAGAGUAUCGGAAGGAGUGGUACCAUUACAACCAACAGAAGACACUGUCGCUUUUGAAACAGACACUGUCGCUUUUGAAACAGAAUAUGCAGGACAAUUACUAGAUGAAACAGAACCUCUACAAAUAAAAGAGGAAACUGAUUUAAAAAUGGAAUGUGCAGAAACAAACCAGGAAGAAGCGGAGCCUUCACAAACAUCAGAAUCUGCUGCUGCUAGCAAUGCCGAAAGUAAUCCUUCUGAAAGUGAAAACCCGGAUUCUUCAAUGUCAAAAGCGGAAACUAAAGGCCAGGUUUUUUAUCAAAUCCUUCGAAAGCUUGGAUUGGCAGAUAAUUUUCCUGGUAAAAUAUCCAUGCAAGAUGUCAUAGCAGUUGAUCCAAACAGACCCAUUGAGCAGGUAAAUGGAAAGAUAUCCCUUCAGGAUAUUCCUUGGUUGGUUCUGAAACGUUUGAUUUGUGCUCAUAGUGAAUGUAGAGACAUAACAGUGUCAGAAGAAGAAACUACUGACCAAAGUUUGAACGUAGAGGAAUCAUUUACAUUGUUUUUUGAAAUAACCGAAGUCAAUCAAGACAUUAGCCCAUUAGAUAUAUUCACUGUCGUUUUUCAAUGUUGUGAUCCAGUUUUGAAACAAAUAUUUGUUCAAAAACUAUAUCUUUGCAAACUUGCAGUACCCUUCAUAUAUAGGUAUUGGGAAAGUAAUGAAAAACAAACUCCAAUAUUAUCUGUAUGGCCGUUGCGAUCCCUAGCCAUAGAAAGUAAGCAAAGAUAUGCGAAUGAAAACAAUGUACAGGGUAUCGAAAGUGAUGUACUUUAUCUUCAAACAAAAGUCGUUGCAUUUGGAAGGUUAGGUCGCCCACGCUAUUCGAAAUCAAAACUGAUUAACAGUCUUCUUUUAAGUCAAGAUUGUAAAACGUUUUUCAAUAUUGACUGUCCUUCUGGAAUGACACCAAGACAACUAAGUAAUGGACAAGUUGAAAUGUUUUGGUUGCCUACCAUCGAUGAAAAAAAAGAUAGAUUUCAGGAUGCUAUGACAUUUUUGAAUUUGAGGGGUGAUCUAGAACAAGACUUUAGUAAAGACCUUUUGAUUUUCAUUUCACACUUUAUAGAUUCAAUUGUUAUUAUUAUUGACUUAGACAAGGUUUUGAAACACAGUAGAAUGGUAAAAGAUGUUCUUCUUCAAUUUUCCUCAGUUAUUUUGAUAAUUGCAAACCCUUUAAACCGUGAUGCGGUGAAACAAGUACAGUGUUUUCAAAGUGAAGUGAAAUCAUCAAAAUUUAUUUUACGAAUAUUAAGCACACAUAAAGGUGCUGUUGAACAGAAUAUCGUAGACAUGUUAUCAAGUAUAACAAAAAUUAUUUCAAAUACACUUAAAACAAACAAUGCAAUGUCUUUUGAAGAACGAUUGCUGCAAGCAAAUUUGACAACAAUUAAAACAGACGAGGAAAACGAAGAUUGUCAAAAAGGCAAGCUACAUGCUACUGAAAUAAUUAAACAUAUGAAAACUGUGAGUGAACCCAGUAGUUGGAAACAAGACUUAACACCAGUCCAUGGUAAUUUUUCAAAACAUUUGGGAAAGCUUUUAAAGGAAAGAGAAAGGGAAAGAGACCAUUCAAAAGGGGUCAAUAUAGAUAAAAAAAUUAGAGCAGUAAGACAACAACAAAUAGAAUCGAUUACUGAAGCUGUUCGACUUUUUAUCGACAUUCUCAUUGAAAACAAGAGUUCACUCACAGUACUUAGAUAUUUUCUUUGCUGGUUACAUUUUUUUAUUGAAAGAGAAAAACGGCGAAUAUUACCCCGGCUGAUGCAUGCUAAUCGAAGUGCUUGGGAAACGCUAAAAGCACUAAAGGGUGCUGAAGAAGUGGUUAAAGAGGACAUACAAACACAGGAAACUGUCAUAACAGACCUAGAAGAAAGAAUUGAUGAAGCAUCAUUUGCAGUUCAACAUUUUAUUCGUGAAAUAGGUCAUAUAUAUGAAGCUAUUUCAGAACUCAAAAAAGACCCAAACAAGUUGAAAUUACCAAAAUUAAGUAAAACAUCAGGUAUAAUCGGUCGUCUUGUUGCUGACGGGCACCCAUUUGAGCUUAUUGAUGGUGAGAGCUUUUACAUGCCUUACAUGUGGACAAAAAAGGUCCUGGAAAUAGUAAAUGCAUAUAUUGGAUCUAGUAAAGUUAUGACGCUCGGCGUUUUAGGUCUGCAAAGUUCCGGGAAGUCGACACUUUUAAACACGAUGUUUGGAUCCCAGUUUUUAUCACGAACCGGUAGAUGUACUAGAGGAAUUCAUGUACAACUCAUUCCUGUAAAAAAAUAUAAUGACGCAGCUUCUUCUGUGUUUAGUUAUAUACUUAUUGUCGACACAGAAGGCCUCAGGUCACCCGAGUUAAGCAAUGUGCAACAUGAGCAUGACAAUGAAUUGGCAACCGUAGUAACCGGUGUAGGUGAUAUUACAAUGUUCAAUAUAAUGGGUGAAAAUACGAGUGAAAUCCGGGAUAUUCUACAAGUGAUUGUUCAUGCCUUUUUAAGAUUGAAAAUGGCAAAUGAAAAAUUAGAUAUAAGGAAAAGUUGUGCCUUUAUUCAUCAAAAUGUGACCGAUACGUCAGCAUCAGAAAACAUGAUAAGCGGUUUAAGUAAAUUAAUGCAUACUCUGGAUGAAAUGACCCAGGAAUCGGCAAAAAGUGAAGGCAUACAUGACAUCAAGACAUUUAACCAAGUUAUCGAAUUUGAUAUAACUUCACAAGUGUGGUAUCUGAAGAAUUUAUGGCAAGGAAAUCCACCGAUGGCAAGAGUAAAUAAUGAAUACAGCGAACGUAUAGUUGAUAUAAAAUGCAAAAUCUUGAAGAAAGCAUUGACAAUGAAGAAUAAAUCUUACAAAUCAUUAAACGAUAUUGUUGAACAUGCUCAUAGUUUAUGGAAAGGUGUCCUUAAUGAAGAUUUUGUUUUUUCUUUUAGAAAUAGUCUUGAAAUAAAAGCUUACAUGCAAAUGGAGGAUUAUGUUGUAGCUGAACUGUGGAGGCUUGAAAUUCAUAUUCAAGAUAAGUUAAUACAAAUGUCACAAAACAAAUUUGCUUCUUGUGAUCAAAAAGAAAAUUUGCAAGAUGUUGCAGACGAAAUUAUAAGUGAUCUGAGCCGUCUUCUUUCGCAUGAGAGAACUAAAACUGUAGAGAUUAUUAAGAGAUAUUUUGAUGGUAGUAAAUACAAAGACAUAAUCAUUCAAUGGGAAAAUAAUCAACAAGUUCGUGUUAAAUUUUUGUGUGAAAAACUCCAACAGGUAUCCAAAAAGCAUGUACAAAAAUGCCAAGUGAAAAGAUCAUUACAAAUUCUUACAGUUACAUGUCAAGAAAAGCACGAAGAGGAGCUACGGAAAAGAUCAAUUGAAGUUGCAAAGGCUCACAUAGGUCAGAAAUUAAAAAGUGAAGAUGUAGAUAGGCUUUUUGAUGAUAUCUGGAAAGAAUUUUUGAAUAAGGUUGAUACUUCUUCUGCAAGUUCAGAAAAGCAGAUUAUAAAUUUGGAAAACAUAUUCAUGACAUGCCUUGAAAAUAUUUUAAAUAAAAAACAUCCUUAUCUUAAGAACGUUUUGAAGGACAAAUAUUCCUUAUCACCAUUAUCAGAAGCAAAACCAUUAGCCAAUUCGUUUUGUGAAACAGGAAUAAAUGAUAAAGACAUAGGCUGCACAUUUUUUCAAAAGGGAAAAGAUAUCAUGGGAUUUUCUGAUAUUAAGAAAUAUGUCGGAGACAAGGUUAACCUAAUAUUUGAAUCAGUUGAUAGGAAAAUUGCAGAACUUUGUAAUGUGGAUGAUGAAGUAACGGAAAUGUCAGUCGGCAAGUUAAUGCAUGAGUAUGCUCAUCCCAUUUUUGAAAACCAUAAUGAAAAAUAUUACAAAACGCAUAGCACUGCUAUCCUGCUUGAACAAUACAAGGUUCAACAGAAAAUCAGUUUUAAGUCUCAUUUACAACGUCGCAAAAUUGAAGAAUUAAUCGCAGAACUUUUGUCUAAUGUCAUAGAAGGUUUUGCAGAUGAAUGGACAUCUCAAAGCUUGCCGAAUAAGGUCGCUGAAAAGUUACAAUCUUUUCUUCCGAAAGUUAAAAAUAGAGUCAUUAUUGACAUAUGCACCGAUCUUUUGGAAAAAGAAAGUUUUAAGAAUUUCAAUAGAUAUAUAAUGGAUCCAUACGGAUAUGCAAGUUCUUGGAUAACAAUAGAGGCUAAUCGUUACCUUGAUGACUCAAAGUUUCAGGUCAUUGCAAUUACUUCAAUGUCACUGCUUGACGUUUUGUUUACUAAUAUCAAAAGAUGCGUGAAUGAGAUACAUAAGGAAUAUGAAGGGAAUCCUCCGCCGUCGAUUGAAACGUGGAUAGAAACUUUCCGAAACACAAUGGCAUUGGCAGAUUUAUCUAUUCCAUUUGAGAGCUUCCGUAAUGUAAGGCAUGAACAAUCAUCUAGAAUACAAAACAUGGAACAUUUAACAAAUACACUUUUAGAAUAUUUGAGCAAUUCUGAAAAGAAACUCGCUACCAAAUUCAAAUCACAGAAGAGUUAUACAAUUAAAUGGACAGGUUUUAAUCCUAUAACCCGAAUAAUUGAAAAGAUAUGGGGUUGUAAAGAACAGUGUGUUUUUUGUGGAGAGCCGUGUGCAAAGGAUCAAAACCAUGAAGGAUCCGAACACUACAGCAUACAGCAUCGUCCGUCGUGCUGCAGGGGUACUUUUAGGAGUUCUACGAAGUUAGCAUGCUUAGAAUCAUGCAAUUGUGAUGUUCAUUCAAACACAACACAUACGUGUUCUAUAAUCAAGUACGUUUGUAAUAAUGGAAAAAAAGAAGACUGUGGGAAAACUCACUAUUAUAAGGAUUUUAAAACUUACUUUCCAAAUUGGGACAUAGCACCAUCAUCUAUUAUGAGUGAAUCAUCUGAAUAUUGGAUGUGGUUUGUGGCAACAUACAAAGAUCAACUAAAGGAACAACAUGGUUAUCUGAUUGAUAAUAUUCCUCCUACCUGGAGCGAAAUUACAACAUCUAUGGCAAAGGAGAGUCUUCAUAAGGUCUAUUUUACUUGUUAA
This is a messenger RNA of Ruditapes philippinarum (Manila clam), 5733 nucleotides long. Its product is annotated as interferon-induced very large GTPase 1-like. The record is from RefSeq and is a predicted model, not a curated record. Gene Ontology annotation, molecular function: GTP binding. The transcript has 16 exons. Bases 1 to 5733 code for a protein of 1910 amino acids. NCBI's taxonomy places the organism in Eukaryota, Metazoa, Mollusca, Bivalvia, Venerida, Veneridae.